AAUGGCGACUGCUUGAAUCUGAAAGUGUCCAAAAGUGAAGUGUGUGACAAUGAAUGUAAAAUAGUGAAAUCAAAGAAUGGAACAAAACGAGCAAAAGUUGUGGUAGAAGACAAGGAUCGGUCCAAUAAUGCACUGCGUUAAGAGAUUCAUUUGGGAACUCCCAUUUGUAAUAUAACGUUAUAGGACUGAAUUCAAUCAAGGUGACUAGAAGUUGCCGAGUUUACUGGUUAAUUGUGUUGAAGAACAGAAGAAGCGUGCGCUGGAUCUGGCUAAGUUGUUCACGUCAGAAACAACACGUAUUGAUCUCCGGAGAAGGGCGCCUGCCAAAGGAGUUAUAGCUGGAGUCUCGUUGGAUAUAGAUGACGAGUACAUUAGUCAGAAAAUCCCAGGAGUGGUCAGUGUGGUUCAAAGCAGCUGUUGUGAAGGAAUGCAUUCAUGAUAUCCUGAGAGAACAACUGUCUGGGGUGCAGUAUGAUCCGGAUGAGGUCGGCGUUCUGUCCCGUUCAUUAGCAGAUUGCAUAAAGGACAAACUGAAGGAUGUGGGCUUUGACCGAUACAAGCUGGUGGUACAAGUGGUAAUUGGAGAGCAGCGAGGAGAAGGUGUCAAGAUGGCUGCCAGGUGUUUCUGGGAUGCUGACACAGACAGCUACGCUCAGGACAUUUUCAUGAAUUUUGUUCUGUGUGGCGGCUGCUUUCGGCAGUUAUUUCUACUGAGGACAAAAGAAGAUGGGAAGAUUUUGCAAUAGCUUUGCUAUUUUAAAAGCACUCAUGACUUCAGUAAUUGCAUAAUUACUUUGACACAAGAACAUUUAAAAUGAGAGUGCUCCACAUAAGACAUCCACAAAAACAGAAAAAUAUCCUCAAAGCAUCUCAGAGUAGAAGUGAUGAUCAGUUUAACCUUUUUUUAGAUCAUAGUGAAUAGGAUUACAGGGACAGAUCCUAGAUCAGAACUUCUACACUGAGAUUCUUUGUGGAUUCGAGCCGAGAACUUGCCCUUUACCCGGGGGAAGAUGCACUGUGCAAUCUCUGUUGUGGUUUUUGUUGUUGUAAGUAGCAGCAAAUUACAGUUAAAUACUCUGACAGAAAGAGGACUGUUGCCUUGCUUAAUAACUGCAGAGGACAACAAGACAGGCACUGUUUUAUUCAUACUAAUGUCAGGUCAACCUGAGAAUAAAACAUGCAUAACCUACACGCAGACUGUAGCUGUAACAUGGUGUUAAAUGCUGUCUACCAAUGUUUCUUUACAUCACCCUUAUUGCUAUUUGUAUAAAAGAUUACUUUAUUAAAUGUAAUUAAUUUCAAAUAUA
Molecule: messenger RNA, 1307 nt
Organism: Oncorhynchus tshawytscha (Chinook salmon)
Lineage: Eukaryota; Metazoa; Chordata; Actinopteri; Salmoniformes; Salmonidae
Product: dynein light chain Tctex-type protein 2B
Exons: 5
Coding region: 360-746 (128 amino acids)
Biological process (GO): microtubule-based movement
Cellular component (GO): cytoplasmic dynein complex; cytoplasm
Molecular function (GO): dynein intermediate chain binding
Source: RefSeq, a predicted model, not a curated record